UCUACGUAACCGGAACGGACCCGGGUUUAUUCCGGCCAAGAACUGUCAACUCGGCAGAAUUCUGCCGCUACAACAACUACUACCACUACUUACUACCACUACUAAAAACAACUUAAAUUUCAACUGUUUUUGCCGUAGCGACGAAGGAGAUGUCAGCCUGUGCACUGGCAUUGUCCAAAAACACUUCGACGUAGUAGAACCCUGUGAUCGAUUUACCCUUUUAGGGUAGCCGAUGUAGAUGACACCUUGUGAAUUCCAUAAAAUGGUCGUUAUUCCUUAUUGGGCGGAUAGGACAGUCUUCACCUUCUUCGAAGAAGAUUCGCGGUAAAACGCCUCAAAAUCUCCUUCGGAUUGUGCUUAAAUAGCGUCAAACACUGCUGUGAAGUGGUUUCACGGUAGAGCUUGUUGUCCCAACUGUGGCAAAGGCAGUAAGAACCCUACAAAAUCGCAUCGGCCCCGUAUGAAUUACCUUCUUGACUCAGAAUGCAACUUCACGUGAGAGUAAGUAAAAGUUCUUUACUUAACUAAAGAUGGUCUUUCUACUGAGUGUGAUAUCCAUCUAGCAAAAAUUGAAGUGCUUAAAGACUUCAGAAUUAGUAUUUGGUGGAUCUGCAUAUUCGCCACAAAUUCUUGCAGAUGGUGUCUAAACUUUGUAUAUCAUAUUUAUUAAUUUUUUUUUUAUAUUCACAUGCGUCCGCCUGUGUUUAAGAAAUAUUUAAAAAUUUUGGCAGUGAAACUUCGACAAACUCAAAUUGACAGUUUCUGUGUUUCUUAAAACCAAAUAAAAUUUAAACUGUUCAGAAAAAAUACGACAUUUUUUUUGGAGAAACAACCAUUAAACAUUUCGGCAAAAAAAUUCUGGAAAUAAAAUAAAAACCAAGCAGAAUUCAUUAAAAUCAAUAGUUUUUAUGAUCGCAAUUUUGUGCAACUAGCAAAAAACUCCAUGGAUAGAAAGACGUCUGUGGAAUGGCUCGACGGCAACAUAAUGCCAAAAUUCUCUCGGAAGCGUUUGCAAGCGGCGCGCAGCGAUCUGCUUGGUCAGGGCGCCCGACAUGAUGAACAGUCAAAACAAUCGUUACAAAACUCACAGAGUGAGGACUCGCACAGCACACGUCGGGUACACUUCGAUUUCGUCGGCAAUGGCACGGAUCCCCGCACGCGUAAUGAAAUGUUCGAGCUCACACAACAACUACUGGAGAACCGUAAAAACUGUUGUCUACAACGUUUCUGCAAUAAGCGUCUCUGUCCGCUCUUCUUUCUACAUCAACUUAUGGUGCGCAAUGUCGAGCGUCGCUUACAGCUGAUGCAGUGCAAACUCACUAAUAUCUAUUUGCGGUACUACGAUCUGCGCCAACAUCCGAUCACCGGUCACUUCUUUCAUUUGCUGCGAAGCGACAUGAGUUUCAGCACUACGCAUCAACUGUUCAAGUGGCUGGACUCACAGUAUCGCCGUCUUUUCAGUGUGGGUCAAUGGCAUGAGAUAAUCGAGAUCAAGUAUGAGUUCGAAGAUCAACGCUAUGUGAUCCAUAAGGUCAACUUGGUCAUAAUGCAUUUGUAUCUGCACAAAUUGGAUGUGAAUUCGAAACGUAGUCUGUGUCGUCUGCUGCGAACUCCGUCAGCACCAAUAAAGCGAGGUCCCAUGAAACGUGGCGUUGCCGAUGAGCGGAACAUGCUGAUCAAUGACUGUAUUAGUGCGCAUUUCGGUGGCGGUGAGCCUUGGUGGAUACUCUUUGACGUUUCGCUGGAUAGAGGUCAGAUUACAGGUGAUAUGCUGAAGUUGGCGCACAGCGCCUACAUGGGUAUGAAGGAGGAGCAUAAGAAAGUAACGAGUACGCAUAAUGAUUUGAGGGAGACGGGUGAUCGUUUGAAAGGCGGCAACGUGCCAAAUAAUCUUGCGGAAGCAAAGAAAUCGCCACAGAUACGCUCAGCCCUUCAGCGCAAGCUAUAUGCUUGGACCGAACGUUUCGAGAAGAGCUUCGAGCGUAUUUAUAAGGCUUUGCAGCAGUAUUAUGAUUGUAAGUACGCGGAGGGCGUAGCGCAGUUGUGUCAUAACGUUUGUCAGAAGUCAAAUCAAAUGGAUCACAAGGAACUGAUGGGCGAAAACAAGCAGCCACAGUCCAGCAUGCAAUACUACUUCAAUCGCUACAAAUUGGCGCAGGUUUCGCUGGAGAAUUUGCUGCGUGAACUGGAGUUUUGCGAAUACAAAAACAGUUUGGUGCCCUUUCUGCGUCGAAAGGCAAAGGAACUCAACGAUAAUGCCGCCAAAUAUAAGGUCUUGAAAUUGAAGUUGUGUAAGACACAACUGGGCGACGCCAUUAAAGAUGAAAUACUGGCUGUGCGUAAUAAUUAAAGAAAUACUAAUGCUAUAUCAAGAAAAAUAAAACGAAUUUGCUAAGCUGAAGGACGACACAUAAAAAAAUGCAAUAAAUCAAAUGGAACAACACAUCAGAAGAUUGGAUAUAUUGUUUUAAAUUAAUUAUAAGAAGAAAUACACUUGGGGUUCCUAAAAGCCAUGUUUGAAAUUUAAGGACAUAUCAGGGGUUCGUCAAUCAGUAUUAUGCUGUAUCAAAAUCUUAACUGCUUUAGUGUAUUCUGAGAUGCCUUCCUCCGAGGGUGCAAUAGCGGUCUAUGAAAAUUCCCUUUGAAGUGUAAAGUUAUAAGGUCACUGUCAUGGAGUAUUAUUACCCUUUGAACGGGCUUUACGGAAAAUAAUAACAGAUAGGAUUCAUUAUACAUGUUUAAUUUGUUUUCAAUGCUAAGCUCGAGUUGAGAGAUGCCAUUAGACCAAAAAUUACCAAAAAUAAUAACUAACAGUACGAAGACCCCACUAGUUUAGGCCACAUGAUAUAUAGUUCUAAAUAGGAAAAGAAUUAAGUAGUUGAUAUUAAGGAUUUCACAGAGUGUGAAGUACUAAUGUUGUAAAUUUUAGGUUAACAAAAGCCUUCUGUUUAAGAAUGGACAGGAAUUUAAGUAAAUGGUAUGGUAUAACCUAAUGAUCGUUUAGAUAAAUUUUCAUUAACAUGCUCUAACUAAGCAACUAAUCAAGCUUUAUAAAGCAAGAAAUGAUGCAUUGAAUUGGCGAUGAACAAAAACCUUGUAUAAAUUAUGCAUCACAAUGCAAUAUUGUUACCGAAUGAUUUGGUGCAAAUUAAAUUCUUCUCCCAUAUAACAGUAGUUUAUAAAACUUAUGAAAAAAGCAAUAUCGUUUUCUUAUAAUAGUACUCCGACAGAAAUAAACAAAGCAACAAUGACUAAUUCUCAUAUAACACCAUUGUGAAUAUCACCAGUUUUUUUGAUUUCCCAUUGAAGACAUCAAUUAUGAAAUAUCGAACAAAAUCGCAAAUGUGAAUUCCAUCCGAAAAGAACUGUGCCGGCUUUGUGGCCAAAAACUAAGGAGAGCAAAUUUUUGAUAUUGAUACCCUAUUGUGUGUGCACCAUAUUGCAACGAGGGCGUUCUGCAUCGACUGGAACAAAUGUUAGUUAGAAGAGCGUUGUCGUAAUGGAUCCAUGUUUCAUCACCAGUCACAAUCCGAGGCAAAAACUACUGUUUUUUUAAGGUUAAAACAGCAUUUCUGAUAUGGAAAAUCGUUUUGCAACGUCACUUGGCUUCAAUUCAUAUGGCACGUUUUGAAAAGUCUGCUUGCGUAAUUACCAAAGAUUCGGCGAGCUCUUCUUGUGAUUGGCAACAAUCUUCAUCGAGUUGUGCUUCCAGUUUCUCAUCUUCAAACUUUUUUGCCGCCCAGGACGUUCCUCGCCUUUCAAGUCAAAAUUACCACUUUGGAGUCGUGCAAACCACUUUUGCCACGUUCGCCCAGCUAGAGCACUUUCGGCUAAGUAAUAAGGGAGAAAUUCUAUGUUAGUGAUUGAGUGAACAAAAUUUAUUGUUGUUUACGCUUAAAAUGAAUGACAUAUACAGAAAAUUACGCACAAGGACAUAAGCAUUAAAAAGUGAGAUAUCGAAAGUUAACGAAAGUUAAUUUGAAAUGGACUUAGUAGAGUCAUAAGUUCGUCUAAUGCUGAAUAUUGUAUUACUAUCAUGAUAAAAUUCUAUAAAGGUACUCGUUAUUCAUUAUAGUCGCUUAAA
This is a messenger RNA of Bactrocera oleae (olive fruit fly), 4084 nucleotides long. The record is from RefSeq and is a predicted model, not a curated record. Lineage: Eukaryota; Metazoa; Arthropoda; Insecta; Diptera; Tephritidae.